AUGUCGAUGAUGCCGCAGCAGGCUGGGAUGCCCUUCGGGCAGAUGCCAGGCCAGCAGCCGCUAGGAGCCGCGCCCUUACCUGACGGUGGAGCGCCGGAAGCACCGCAGAAGAGGAUAAUCAUACGACGGAACAGCACCAGAAAAGAGGCUUCUGCGUCACCGGAGUUGGCUUCUAGAGACGAACCGCUCGGAGCCGCCAUGCCAGUGGUGGAGCCACGGGGAGACAGGGAGCCGCCAGCGCUUCCGCCCCCCCUGGCAGACGGAACGCGCCAGGUACUGGUCAUGAUCCCCAGGCCUACGACUGCAUCCUCAGACGGCUUCGGGCUGGACGAUGAAUCAGUCAAGAUUCCCGAGUUCGGCGUUACGAUCGACCUGCCCGACUGGUACAGAGAGGCUCAGAACGAGCUCCGCCGACCGCCUCCGAGUUGGCCCCCGCAGGUUCUCAUUGACGUCGGUGCCGACCUACAGGACGACGGAGAGGCUGGACAAGACGAACAUUCGGGGCUUCGCCGUGGCAGCAAGGCGAGCCAUGACACAAAGAGCAGUGCAGACACGACUGCCACAGGAGAAGGUAAGAAGCUGUCUCCUCUGCAGGCAGCCAUACAGGCAAGACAAAGGGCCGCGGAAACAACUGCAGAUGAUGAAAAGGACGAGAAGGCUUCUGAAGCUGGGAGCCCAAGUGCUUCGAAGCGCCGCGCGAGUGUGGCACAACUUCGGAAAUCGAAGCUGUUUCCAUAUAUCCUGGUCGUGUUGUUUUCCAACCACGUUUACACGAGUGGCCUGAAAACUAUAAGGGAUUGGGCAAGCAAGAUGCAAACGCAUUUCGAGGACACUUGUCAGAUGCAAAUGCGAAACUGCAUCUCUUGGCUCGCGCGUGCGUUGCGCACUUUUGCUCGGACCCUCAUGGUGGACAGCCAUCGAGGACUUGAGCUUGCCCCUUCGCGAGGAAGCGGGCUCAAAAUUCUGGACAUAGGUGGUGACGAUCUAACUUCUCGACAGCGAUUGGCCAUUCGAGCGUAUGUGCUUUUUGAUAUCCUUCUGACUGGGGUUGAGACGCCCCCGCCACCGCUAACCAGAUUCCUCAGCCGACUGGCCCAACCAGAGGGUAUUAUGCUUUAUAUUCCAAAGACGUACUUCACCGAGUCCGAGAGGACUGCACUCGACUACGACCCAAGGGGCGGCUGCUACUCACAGCCGCGCUCUCGGCAGCAUCAACAGCUGGUGGCCGGAUUCCUCAUCCCAAGGGCUUUACUCGGUGGCUUGUUUACGAGCUGGAUACGCACUCUGGACGGGGAUCCCGGCGUUGGCGCAGAUCGCAGCAAGAGGAACUUGCAGACGCUCGGGGCACUUAUAUACCUUGGCUUUCAGAAGCAGUAUGACCUCCUCGGGGGCGUUCACGAUAUUCCAGGACUGUCGACGGCAACAAGCGAGCGCUUGACACAGUUCGGGCUGGAUAAGCGUUUGGUGAACGAAGUCGGUGAGUUGGUGGAGAAGUUGGUCGUCUUCUUCACCCAGCCAGACGCUCACAUGUCCAUCGUGCAGCGGGUUGAGUCCAACCCUUUCACGGCUGGGAGGAUCAAGAUUGCACCCAGGGAGCGUCAGGGAGAAGGUGCUGAGAUGGCAGUUCAGGCUGACGAUGUGCCAGAUGAUGAAGCUCCAGCUCCCAUGACAGGGUCGGGAGCCCGGAUGCAGUAUUUCGAGCAUUCGAGUAUGUUAGGCACGGGUGUCCUUUGUAUUCGUUUGUACCGGACGGUGGAGGUAGGACAUGCCUUGGGCAACCCUUCCCUGCAAAAUGGGCGCAUCUUGAACAAGGUAAGAUGUGUUCUUCUCUUUGUCUUUUCGGGUACUCCUUCAUUUGCUGCGGAAGAGCAUCGCGCAGCCCCCAGUUUGCCAGUGGAACGAAGCCAUGCGGCUGCUGGUGUCGGGAUUCUGGAUGUUGGCUUCUUCUUUGUGCAGGUGGACAGGCUGAAGAGCUUUGCGCCUUCGGUGUCCGAAGCUGCUUCUUCCGUCAAGAGCGGCGCGGGUCGAUUCAGGCAGAGUCUGUGGGAAAUCCAGCACCUGUCGUCCUUGCACGAUGAGGGCUGCCCUGCCAAGGUUCAGAUCUCCGAGGAGCCAGAAGACUCUCACCUGAAGUGGGCGCACGUUUGCCUGCUUCGUGUUAAUGGCCACAGCUGUGCAAGGUUGCUGCAGAUGACUGAGCCCGAUAAGAGCAAAGUGCUGCACCUCCAAGAGGGCGGCAGUGGAUAA
Messenger RNA from Symbiodinium necroappetens, 2247 nucleotides. The record is from the annotation of a GenBank genome assembly. Lineage: Eukaryota; Dinophyceae; Suessiales; Symbiodiniaceae.